Pseudomyrmex gracilis is the source of this 2228-nucleotide messenger RNA. It is a transcript of the gene RpI12, whose product is annotated as DNA-directed RNA polymerase I subunit RPA12. NCBI's taxonomy places the organism in Eukaryota, Metazoa, Arthropoda, Insecta, Hymenoptera, Formicidae. Gene Ontology annotation, biological process: termination of RNA polymerase I transcription; DNA-templated transcription. Gene Ontology annotation, molecular function: nucleic acid binding; zinc ion binding; DNA-directed RNA polymerase activity. Bases 286 to 663 code for a protein of 125 amino acids. Gene Ontology annotation, cellular component: RNA polymerase I complex. The transcript is spliced from 3 exons. The record is from RefSeq and is a predicted model, not a curated record.
ACAAAUGUUAACUUUGGGUCGAAGUAAAGACUGUGCGAAUUCUUGACGAUAUAUUGGAAGAUAUAUAGGAAAAAUGGAUAUAUCUGAUAACUCAUAGGUGUAUAUGCAAAGAUUUCCAGAAUAGUUCGAUGCGAUUGGCCACUUUUGGAGAUAUCGCAAGUCUGACUUGCAACUUUAUAUCUGUUGUAAAUCCUGCUUAAAAUUAGUGUUACGUAUAGGUUAUGUUUCACAAGUAUUUUACACCUUCAUUAAAUGCACUCCGAUAGUUAGCAUUAAUUGAAGAGCAUGGAAAAGAGUAAUUACACUAGUUCUUUCACUACUGAACCUGGAUUCUGUCCAGAUUGCGGUUCGAUUUUGCCUCUACUUGGUGAAAGAAAAGGAGUUACGUGUUACGCAUGCAAGAGAGAAUGGGGUGCUAAUGUUUUUGGUGAUAUGAAAAUGACACACAUUAUUCACUUUAACUCCAAGCAUACUUAUAUGUCCGGGAAAGAGGCUGACGAUAGUGAUGAGGAGACAGAUGGACCGGUUGUGGAUCGAAAAUGCCCUCAGUGCCAAAAUGACAAAAUGUCUUACGCUACUCUACAAUUGAGAUCUGCUGAUGAAGGCCAGACAGUAUUUUACACCUGUACUAAAUGCAAAUUUAAAGAAACCGAAAAUUCUUAAUGCUAUGUUGUAUAUAUAUUGUUUUUUGUCAAAUAUACAGCAAAUAAGAUUUUGUAUUAUAUUCGAUUAUUUUACAUGUUUAUAUUGUAACAUUUAUACAUUUUGAAUUUUCUGGUCAAAUAGUUACACACAAUCAAGAAAUCUUGUAAUAGGAUGUUUCCAGGUAAAACACUGCCUUAAUAAAACAUAGAGUUUUAUUUACUAUACACUCAACAAAUAGUAGUGAAAGAGAGUACAUAUAUCUCUGUUGUAAUUUUAUAUCUUUAAUUUUACCUCUACCAGGUCAUCAAUUACAUUAUCGUUUUACUAACAAUGCUUUGCUGUUACCUUAGUUAAGUAUUAAUUAAGUAAUGUUCUAUGUACAAUGUAUUUCGGGAUAAAAGUUAACAAUUAGUUUUAAUAAAUUCACAUCUUGAUCCACUCUCGAAAUUGUUACAGUGGUCCUUGCAUUAAAAAACUUCAAUAGUUCAGAAAGUUUGUUGAUAGAUUCUUAAUUCUAUGUGUGCAUUUACACAUUGGCACUAAUAUCUGCCCAUAGUCUAACAACAAUAAGAAGUAGAUAUGCUAUAUGUCAUGAUAAAGGAAAAAGUGGUAACAAACCAGUUAACUCUUCAUACAUAUUUUUUUUUUAAAUAAACAGCAGAAAUAAAAAUAUAAAAAGGAUUUAUAAUUGCACUUUCUUAACACUCUGGUAUACUUACAGCAUAAGUGAUAAAAUAAGGAGAGAGAGAGAGAGAAAUAUAAUAGAUAUAUAUUUAUUAGUAAAGAGAACGCAAUUUUCAAUAUUUAUAAAAAUUUUCGUUCUUAUACACAGUGCUUAAAAAAAAAAAAUGGUAACGUAUAUGAAGAAUUUGUACAUGUAUGAAAUAUACAAAGCCUUUCUCUGGGGAUCUGGAAAAGAUUCUAAAAAUGGAUCGACAAUGAUAGUAAAAAUAGAGACUCUCAAAGAUAAAAUACACUUGUUAGUGUAUUACACUUGUUAAUGUAUUUUAUCUUUGAGAGUCUCCAUUUUUACUAUUAUUGUCUUUUAACGAUAUCUUACGUUAUCAGUAUUGUUAUUCUAAAAAAAUGACCAAUUUAAUGUUAGUUUAGAAUUUUUUUUGUUUAAAAAAAUAACUUCCAUGUAAGUGUUAACAGUUUUUUUAAGCACCUUGUAUAUUUUAUAUAAUAAAGUAAUUAUGGAAUCAAUCUUGUUUAUAACAAUGCUGUUAUAUACAAUAUCUCUUCUCUUUUUUAAAUGCAAUGUUUAUACUUCCAAAUAUCAUAUGCAAAUUUUUUUUCACAGUACAUGGUUUAUAAAAAACAUGUUUUAUGAUAGAGUGUGAUUUUGGAAUAAGUAUCUUUUUUUUCAAAAAAAGUGCGUGAAAGGUAGACAACUUGCUGGCUUGUAAACUGUCUACUUCCCGGGUGUCACUUAGAAGUAUAAUAAAACAAUGUGUCACCUAACCUAACCUAACCUAACCCCAUGUUGACUUAUUUCAAAAUCACUCUAUGUAUGUAUAUAUGUAUGUGUAUAUAUAUAUAUAAUCUAUAUAUAUAUUUUUUCUUACAUUAUUUUUUAUGGG